AUGUCAAAUGACUAUAUAUUAGAUAUCAAAUGCCAAAAAACGUAAACAAGUGUAUUUUCAAUGUGGAAAUAAAUAUUUUCUAAUAUAAUCAAUCAAAGAUGGAUUUCAAAAUGGAGCAGGAUGAUCUAUUCAUAAAUUCGGAUGUAUUCAACGGUCAUGAUAUCGCAGAAAUCGAAGACUUUCUGAGUGGUUGUGAUGGAGAUUUUAUGAAAACACUUGAAGAUGAACUAGCUCGCGUAGAUGAUUUGCCUCUACUCAGUGUUGAUACUAAAGUAAAAUCCGAGGUAGCAACACAGCCUCAAGUGUCGCCAUGCUACAACCCUACGGGGAACCCAAUGGUGUCACAGUAUACGCACAGAGCAAAGACACAGCCUGUAAGCCCUCCUCAGGCUAAAGGUAGCCCUGUCCAAGGAGUGUACGCCAGAGAAGAGAGUUAUAAUUUGCCGCUAAACGAUGGCGCGCCGCUGCCAGAUGUCACGCAGCAUGGCCGCAAGAGAAUGCCCGCACAGGCCCCCAUGAUUGUGCAACAGGUUGUCCAGAGUCCAGUCUAUGUAAAUUUGGCACCAAAUGUGCAACAGAUGGAUUUAAAUACACAAAUGAAUGUAAACCAGCAAGCAAAAGGAAAGCCUACAAGCCAGCCUCUGCUGAUACAAAACAAUGCCAAAGGAGUAACACCAUUACUUUUAAAAACAUCUGAUGCAAACUUUUCUCCAGUUGUGUUGCAGUCAAAUAUCAUAAAUCCUGAGACUCAGACUUUUAUGUACACCAGUCCUCCUGUACAAGGAACACCGCAAGGUAUCAUCACAAACACUAAGACAGGUACAGAGAACCGGCCCAUACAUACAUUCUUCACCAGCAACAAUGGACCAACUCUCUUAACAGGCAUACCAGUAGUUCUCGAUGGUGAAAAGAUAACUUUAAGUCAGGCACCCAACAUGGGUGUACCUAAAGUUAAGGAAGUGAAACGGAGUGCGCACAAUGCUAUUGAAAGACGUUAUAGAACUAGUAUUAAUGAUAGAAUAGUGGAACUCAAGAAUAUGCUGGUCGGAGAAGAAGCGAAAUUGAACAAAUCAGCUAUAUUAAGGAAAACAAUAGAAUACAUAAAGUACCUGCAGAAUCAGAAUACUCGUUUAAAACAAGAGAACAUGGCUCUAAAGCUGGCGUUCCAGAAGUCUGGAGUGAAGGAGCCACAGUUUGAUGUUACUUACACUCCUCCGCACAGCGACAUCUCAUCACCGUCCAGUUCACCACACGGGUUUGACAGUGAUUCACCUUCUUCGCCUGAGUAUAAGGUUGAAGAUAAGUACUCAAACUCGAAGAUUGUUAUGGGUAUGGGCGACCAUUCCCGGCUGGCGUUGUGUGCCUUUAUGGUUGGUUUAAUAGCUUUCAACCCAUUCAGUUCAUUCUUUGGUAACUUCAUGAUGGAGUCUUCUGUCACUGAUUUCUCUGCAAGGGUUGAUCAAAGGAAAAUAUUGGCUGAUGAUGAUUUUAGUUCGACGGGAAUGUCAUGGGGAGCUUGGUUAUUCAGUACUUUCUUCAUAUACAUGAUAAAUUUCCUUGUAUUGGGAGGAUGUCUGAUCAAGUUAUUAGUGUAUGGCGACUCUGUACCAAAAUCACAAUCGAAAGAAGCUGGACUUUUUUACAAACAUAAACGACAAGCGGACAAUUUUAUAAAAAAGGGUGACUUAGAAAACGCUCGGUUGGAAUUGCACCGGAGUCUGGCGGUGUCAGGCAAGAGUGUGCAGGCGGGUGGGCAGGGACACGCGAAGUACUCUGCUCUCAUCGCCGCUGUAUUACGUCAGAUGCUACAACGACUGCCCUUUGGUGCCUUCCUUGCGAGGAGAGCUGGUGAUUUGUGGAGUGACAGCCCAUCACGCCGAGCUACGCAACACUGGGCGGCUGAAGUAUCAACCGUAUCCCACCGUCUCGCACAGCUAGAGAUACUGUCAAGCCACAGCGGCCGCAGCGAGCGAGUGCUUCUAGCGUUACAAGCAGUCAACUUAGCUGAAGUGACCGGCAACAGACAUCUGUUGGCUGAUACCUAUGUUACCGCAGCACUGGUCUUCAAGGAUUAUAUGCCCAAGUUCGGCAAUUGGUUGUGUGGUUAUUACCUAAGCCUGUGCCGCGUGUCAUGUGCCGACUCUCUCUCGGAAUGGCCGGUGCGUCUACGCUGGGUGGGCAGCCCCCGGGGCAUGCGGUUCCUGCGCACGCGACGCUGGACUUACGAACGUAACCCAGCUACUGCAGCUCUGUUCUGCAGGCUGCCUGACCCUGCUGAUCCAUUGGCUUAUGCUAUGAGGGCUUACCAUCUGGAGCUUCUUCAAAAGAGUCUGCAAAUGCUGCUGUGUGCUGACGAGCGAAGCAAUACCCGCGAUGUGCUGGAGCUGAUCAAACUGAUCACUGAUGACGUGUCUACUGAUGCCCCUCAGCAUACUGGCUGCUGGGACCCUGUAAUGGAAUGGUGGGCAAACCUAGUGGGUGUGGCCGCUACCUGGUUGCUGGCCGACACGGGCAAAGCCGUGGAAAUCGGCGAUCGACUCAACAUGUUGCCCGAACCGCUCGCCAACUGCGAAGAUCCUUUACCAGGGGCAUUGCAUAUGGCAUACAAAAGCCGGCGCGGGCUAUUGAGCCUCGCUCAGUGCCGAGAUGAGCACUCGUUCGACAGGACCGCCGAGACCAUACUCAAGGUGUGCGACAUUGCUGGAACCAGAUUAGCGGAUUCCUUAGCUUACUACUGCUGCCGCAAACCUACACAGCUUAUGUUGCUUAUGCAAGUUCUCUGCUGCGAUUGGCUACUGGAAGUCCGCGCGGGAGUGUGGGAGGCGAGCGAGGACCGCGCAUGCGCCGUCACCGCGGAAACGUUCUGCGGACCUGCACCUCACGUACAGUUGCGCGCUUUCCAACGAGACCUGCACUCUUUGAGGAGAAUAUCGCAAAAUUUGCCGUGGGUGACUUCCCGCGUUUUCUUGCAAUCUGCGGUUUGCCGAAUGAUGGCUGGCGCAGCGCCCAGACGCACACAGCAGCUGCUGGACGGCAGCCUGCGACCGAGGCUCAAUCGCUCCUCCAUCAUUUGUGGCAAAGAGCGCGCGCUGGAGGGCGGCGGCGGCGAGGGCGAGCGCGCCGUGGCGCUGUACAUGGCGUGCAAGCACCUGCCGCCCGCCGUGCUCGCCGCGCCCGGGGAACGCGCCGGCAUGCUGGCGCAGGCCGCAGCCACCCUGCAGAAGAUCGGCCACCGCUCCCGCCUGCCACACUGCUACCACCUCAUGAAGUCCAUCGGCACCAUGCCCUCUGCACCUUAACACUAAUGUUCCGCCUACAGAACAAAUGUAUAGAUACUUGUUUGUUGCAUGAAUCAAAUUUAUUGAUAUCGUAAUAAAUUAUAAUGAAUUCUUUUUUUUAUAA
This is a messenger RNA of Helicoverpa zea (corn earworm), 3402 nucleotides long. RefSeq names its product sterol regulatory element-binding protein 1 (gene SREBP). The transcript is spliced from 16 exons. Gene Ontology annotation, molecular function: DNA-binding transcription factor activity, RNA polymerase II-specific; RNA polymerase II cis-regulatory region sequence-specific DNA binding; protein dimerization activity. Bases 99 to 3299 code for a protein of 1066 amino acids. Gene Ontology annotation, biological process: regulation of transcription by RNA polymerase II. Lineage: Eukaryota; Metazoa; Arthropoda; Insecta; Lepidoptera; Noctuidae. The record is from RefSeq and is a predicted model, not a curated record. Gene Ontology annotation, cellular component: nucleus.